Molecule: messenger RNA, 1253 nt
Organism: Belonocnema kinseyi
Lineage: Eukaryota; Metazoa; Arthropoda; Insecta; Hymenoptera; Cynipidae
Exons: 3
Coding region: 174-491 (105 amino acids)
Source: RefSeq, a predicted model, not a curated record
ACCGGUCAGCUGCAGUUAGCCAACGGCUCCAGGCUAAAAUCAAUGAUUAGUGUGAAAUAAUAGAUCAGUUUUUUCGCUUCUUUCGUGGCAUGUUUUGAAAGAGGUGGUCAGAGGUCGGUAUUCCUUUUGAUUCAGUGAAAAAGUUGCAGCAAACGAGAAAAGUCGAGAGAAAAAUGGAGUCUGCGAUCGUGAAUUUGGAGCAAAGCGUUCAAAAGGCAGACGGAAAACUGGACAUGAUUGCCUGGCAGAUUGAUACUUUUGAAAAGGAAUUUCAAGAUCCGGAGAGCGAGGUUUCUGUGCUGAGGCUUCUUCGUUCCGUGACACAAGUGAAAGAAGAGUACCAAACAUUGCGGCAAGAUAUCCUCGAAGUUCAUCAACUUCAAAAGCAACUCUCCGAUUCCCUGAGGGCCCAACUUUCCCAAGUUCAGGGCCACUUUAAUAUUCUACGAAACAAAAUUAUAGGACACCGUAAAACCCCUCAGCUAAAAUAAAAUGUCAAUUUUCUAUCAUUUUUUUUUUCCAAAAGCUGAAGCACUAAUUUAAGACGUUCGGAUAAACAUCCAGAAUAAUUAAUAAUUUCUGACAAAAAUGUUGCUUUCCAUUCUUCAAGGAAGCAUACAUAUUUGCGAUAUUGAUAUAAUUUAAAUCCUAUGGAAAUAUUGUAUCAAUUUUCAGAAUGAAAAUAAUUUUUCUGACUGCAGAUGGUCUGUUUUCAAUUUCAAGAGGAUUGAAAAAGACGAAAAAUAAUGCCUUUAACGCACAGAAGGGGCCAAUCGGCGUGCAGAAGUGAUAAAGAAAAGAAUUUUUUUUCAAAGUGCUUCCAGCUGACGAGAAAAAUGUUUAUUAUAAUAUUUAUAACAUCUUAGCGAUUAAUUUAUUCGACGAAAUUCAAUUCACAAGGUGUAAAUGACGUUAAUAUGUUGCACUCUAGUAAAUUAUUCUUAGAAUCUCGUGCAAAAUCCGUAAGCUCUUUAGAGGGAAAAAGAAUAAUAUAAAGUCUAGUAAAAGUUUAGGAAAAUUCAAAUUGGAUAAUCUAUUUUGUUUAUUUAAAUCAAUAAUCAAAUUGUUUCGUUUAUUUAUGAAAGAAAGUUAAACUGCCAUUCAGUUCGAAAAGAAAAUAUUUAUAUUUUAAAAUAAAUUCCUAUAAAUAACAUUUAUGUGGGAACUAUAUUUAAUUCAUUUUAAGAAGCUUUAAAUUUCUCAAAUUUCAAGUAAGAAUAUUGCAUUUUCAACAAAAAAGAUGAACUUUCUAA